UUGUAUUCAAGUUGUUUGACCAUGAAAGGUAAACAAAUAGAAAAAAUCCGAUCAAAAACCACAUGAUGUGAUCCACUUCCUUAAUGAUUUUUGUGAUGCUUAUUUAAAAAUGGUAGUUUUAGAAGUUUUCACAAAAAAUCUAAAAAUUUCUUACAAAAGUACUCUUCUGUCAAAAGCAUCGGUGCUAGCGCUCAUUUUUGGAAUCUUAUCACUUGUGUUACCGUUUAUUUUUGCAUAUAAGAGCAAAGGUUUGUGGUUGAAAAGAGAUGCGUUUUAUGAACAACCGGAUGUAAAAUUUCGGGGAGAAUACAUUUUUUUUGCUACUACAAAUAAUAACAACAAGUCUGUUAUAACAUGCAGUAGUUUACCUCAUUUUGAUCAUGUAUUGCGGUCUUUAGAUAGUUGUUCAAUCAUCAAGGUUCGUGAAAAUGACAGAAAUUUUGAUGGUAAAAUAGAAGAAUUAGAUUUGUCUCUACAAGUUAAUCUUCCAGUGAAAACUAGACUUACCUCUUUGAGUAUAAUUAUUCCACUAAGCUAUAAAUUACAAAUUUGUCCCUUUCAAAUGCAAACUGCCAUUAUUUUUCAAGAAUUGUUACCAUUUUAUAUUUCUCACUAUUCAUUAGUAGCUAAUAUGGUCGUAACCCAAACUCGCCCCCUAAUUUGUCACAGAAAACAUACCAAUACUUUAUUCAAUUAUCCUGUGAUUAUGGACAAUGGUGAUUUAAACAAUUAUGACAUAAACACUAUUAUCAGAAACUUUUCAAAGAGAAAUAUAACCACAUCACUCAAAAACGUGUAUAAAAGUUUUUCUCCGGGAAAAACACAAAAUUUUUUAUUUAGUUUAAAUAUAGAAUUUCCAGAAGAUAGGAUAUAUUACAAGCCUGGCUUUUGGCAAAUACUGAAAUGGGCUUGGAUUCAGUACCUUUCACUAUACAUAAUAGUUUCAUGGAUAAUUAUGAAAAUAAAACACUACAUUUUUAGUAGGAGGCUGAUACUGUUUUUUGAGGAAAAUCCGGUGAAGAAAAAACAAUAAAAAUUCAACAAAUUUUAUUAUCAUUGUUUUAUUUACAACGUCAAGUCCAGUGGUUGUGACGAAGACGAAGCUGUAUUCCUGUUGUCUUCCAAAACAAUUGCAGUUUGUAACAAAUCAUCAACUUGAACAAAUAAAUAACGAUA
This is a messenger RNA of Tribolium madens (black flour beetle), 1176 nucleotides long. RefSeq names its product transmembrane protein 231. Gene Ontology annotation, biological process: regulation of protein localization; cilium assembly. Gene Ontology annotation, cellular component: ciliary transition zone; ciliary membrane. Bases 110 to 1033 code for a protein of 307 amino acids. The transcript is spliced from 5 exons. NCBI's taxonomy places the organism in Eukaryota, Metazoa, Arthropoda, Insecta, Coleoptera, Tenebrionidae. The record is from RefSeq and is a predicted model, not a curated record.